AUGUUGCCAUACAUCAAUGCGCCCUUCGAAUAUAUUGGCAGCUCACUCGGGACGUCAGCAGACGAGCUCAAGCUUGUGUUCUCGUUCUACCUCUCGUAUCCGUUGGCUGGAGUUCUCAAGCGGAUACCAGACAAAUCGCCAUGGCAGAAGAACGCUUUCAUCAUAGCUGUUGCAAUGUUUUACCUAGUGGGCCUGUUUGACCUGUGGGAUGGUCUUCGAACCAUCGUGAUCAGCGCUGCCGGCGCCUAUGUGAUCGCAUCCAGGAUAGACUCCCCAUUCAUGCCAUGGAUUGGAUUCGUCUUCCUGAUGGGACACAUGUCUAUAAAUCACAUCUACCGCCAAUAUGUCAACAACGCAUCAGCAGUCGACAUCUCUGGUGCACAGAUGGUCCUCGUCAUGAAACUUACAGCUUUCUGCUGGAAUGUACAAGACGGGCGUCUUCAAGAUUCAGAGCUGUCGGACUUCCAGAAAGAGCACGCUGUUAGGACUAUUCCUAACAUCCUCGACUACGCUGGCUACGUACUUUUCUUUCCUGGUUUCAUGGCUGGUCCUGCAUUCGAUUACUGCGAUUACAGCCAGUACAUCACAACUACCAUGUUCGCGUUACCUCCAGGCACGGACCCUUCUAAGGCGCCACCCACAAGGAAAAAGCGCAGGAUCCCUCGCAGUGGCCGUCCAGCUGCCAUCAAAGCGGUUUAUGGCACACUUUGGAUCGUUGCAUUUCUCAAGUUCUCUGGUUGGUAUUAUCCCUCCUUCUUCCUCAGCGACGAGUAUAUGAAGUACGGCUUCUUGCGCAGAGUCUGGCAGCUGUACAUGCUUGGUCUUACUACUCGUAUGAAGUACUACGGCGUUUGGAGUCUUUCUGAGGGCGCUUGUAUUCUUUCUGGUAUCGGAUACAACGGUCUUGAUGCGAAGACUGGACGCGCGAAAUGGGACCGCCUCACAAACAUUCGACCCAUUGCCAUCGAGACAGCUCAGAACACACGCGCAUUCCUAGGCGAAUGGAACAUCAACACCAAUCUGUGGUUGCGGAACUACAUGUACCUUCGUGUGACGCCUAAGGGACAGAAGCCCGGCUUCGGCGCUACACUGGCCACGUUCGUCACCAGCGCCUUCUGGCAUGGUUUCUACCCAGGCUACUACAUGGCCUUUAUUCUGGCUGCUCUCCUUCAAGCUGCUGCAAAGAAUGGCCGACGCAUGGUGCGCCCUCUCUUUCUUGCCGCAGACGGUAAAACGGACCUGUCAACUAAGGUCUACUAUGACGUUUUUACGUUCCUUCUUACACAACUGGCUUUCUCUUUCACUGUCGCCCCGUUCAUCCUGCUUGGAUUCUCCGAUACGCUGAAGGUUUGGGCACGGGUUUAUUUCUACACACUCAUCGGCGUCGCCGGCUGCUUUGGCCUGUUCUCUCGUUCUCUGCCCUUCCGCAAGCAGCUUCAACAGCGCCAGUCUGUACGGACAACGCCAACAUCUGCCGUUGAUCUUGACGUGUCCAACAUUGAGCAGAUUGCAAAGGAAGAGAUCAAAAAGGACAAUCUCACAAGGACGAACUCAAUGGCCAGCACCAGCACCAGCACCAGCAGGAGGGCGCCUACGUUAGGCAUUGCAGACGACCCAGAAGCGGAGCUCGAUGCCAUCGUGGCCCAAGUCAAGCGAGAGAUAACAGACCGCAAGCGGCGAGGAAGCGCACUUCAGGGUUUUGAUGUCAAGAAGGCAAUCCAGGAGAAGAUUAAAGACUUCAAAAGUAGCUAA
Molecule: messenger RNA, 1752 nt
Organism: Ascochyta rabiei
Lineage: Eukaryota; Fungi; Ascomycota; Dothideomycetes; Pleosporales; Didymellaceae
Exons: 5
Coding region: 1-1752 (583 amino acids)
Biological process (GO): lipid modification; glycerophospholipid biosynthetic process
Cellular component (GO): membrane; endoplasmic reticulum
Molecular function (GO): 1-acylglycerophosphocholine O-acyltransferase activity; 1-acylglycerol-3-phosphate O-acyltransferase activity
Source: RefSeq, a predicted model, not a curated record